Messenger RNA from Closterium sp. NIES-65, 1548 nucleotides. NCBI's taxonomy places the organism in Eukaryota, Viridiplantae, Streptophyta, Zygnematophyceae, Desmidiales, Closteriaceae. The record is from the annotation of a GenBank genome assembly.
AUGCUUCUCGACCAGUUGGAGGAGCGAUGCCACCUCGCGGCGCAAACGCGGCAGCGGUACUACCGAAGCUCGAGUUGCACCCGCGGCGCGCCGCCGAGCCAGCAGAUCCAACCGUAUCACUACCCGCCGAGCUGGAGGGAUCCGUGGCUCGUCGGCAGCUUCGGGCCGAGGCUGGAGGCUCGGUUUGAGGUCGGGGAGGAGCUGGGGCGCGGGCAUUUCGGCGUGGUGCGCGUGUGCCAGGAGCGGGGCAGCGGGGCGACGUUCGCUUGCAAGACAAUCAGCAAGGAGCUGCUUCAGGGCUCGCGGGAGAUGGAGGAGCUGCGCGCCGAGGCAUUGACGCCGCUGCUGCUGCAGCAGAUGGCGGAAGAGGAGGAAGAGGAGAGAGCAAGAGAAGGGGACGAGGAGGAAGCAGUCAACCCAGUCAACCCAGUCAACAGCACCAGCACAGAGAGGUCCCCCUGGGAGGGCCUGGUGCGUCUACAUUCAGUCUACGAGGACAACUGGGGGGUGCACCUGGUCAUGGACCACUGCAGCGGAGGAGACCUGUUUGACCUCGUUGACCGGUACGCUGAGUCAGCGGGCAUGCCCGAACAGCUGGCGGCCGCUGUCGUGGGAAAGCUGGCUGCCACGCUGGCGUGGAUGCACUCCGUGGGGGUGGUGCAUCGGGACUUAAAGCCCGAGAACAUCCUGCUGGCUCGGCCUUUCUCAGGGGACGCGAGCAGCUUUCCGAACCUCCACCUCUGCAUCGCCGACUUUGGCCUGGCAAGGCGAUUGGCGCCUGGGGAGCACCUGACAGGCUUGGUAGGGAGCCCUUUUUACUUGGCCCCUGAGGUCGUGAAAGGUCACCUGUAUGACCACCAGGUGGAUGUGUGGAGCCUCGGGAUUAUCCUCUACACCUGCCUUUCCGGGAAGCUUCCCUUCCAUGGCCCAAACCACAACGCCGUGUUUGCUGCUGCGUGCCGGGCGGCGCCAGAUCUGGUCUCGCCGGAGCUGUGGAGCGGGGUUUCUGCCGAGGCUAAGGAUCUGGUUCGGGGGAUGCUGGAGAAGGAACCUGGGAGGAGGAUCAGGUCUGGUGAGAUUCUUUCGCAUCCUUGGUUUGACACGUUCCAGCCUGCAUCAAGUCAACUGAGUCAACCCACUGCGUCACAUCAAUCCAGUCAGUCAAGUCAACCCAGUCAACCUAGUCAACAGGACCAGUAUCCGUGUGCAGAAGACACUGCUACCCCUCACCUCACUACCACGCCCACUCCCGAAGCAACUGCCAACGCUUCAGCUGAUCCCAACCACCUCACCACCCCUCCCCAAGAUGAUGCCACUUCUUCCCAUUCCCCCACGCCCCCCCGACCCACACCCCCUCGCCCCCUCUCCAUCUGUCCCCCUCCCCCCCCCUUCCCCUCGCACCCUUGCCACCUGUACUACCCCUACUCCCCGCACGCCCUCUCGCGCUCUCUCCGCCCGUCCACGCAAACCAACGAACCAAUCACCACGCCCUGCCGCUCCUUCCCCUCCAGCACUCCCCCCCUCGCUGCUGACUCAGCUCCGGGCUGA